GCACACGCGCGCUCCCGCUCACGCUCUUUGGCAGUGUCGCGCGGGCUGUCGGGAUCAUGUCCGCCAUGUUUUCAUACCAGCCUAGAAAAAAAAGCCCGUGAAAAAACACCAUAACUCGCCCAGAGAUGCCUUUAACCGCCGGAUUUCGAUCGAAGGGACGUCAGUGAAUGCGGCCGCGGAGAGAACCGUCGGCUCGUGUGUGUACUUGUACCGAAUGAUCCGUGUUUAGUGUGUUUGUGAUCGCUGAAAACAAUGAGUAAACUCUCGUUCCGCGCGCGAGCGCUAGACGCCGCCAAACCGCUGCCGAUCUACCGCAAUAAAGACCUCCCGGACCUCACCGACUGCGUCUCCAUCAACCGAGCGGUCCCACAAAUGCCAACCGGGAUGGAAAAGGAAGAGGAGUCGGAGCACCAUCUCCAGAGGGCCAUCUCCGCCCAGCAGGUAUUCAGGGAGAAGAAGGAGAGCAUGGUCAUCCCUGUGCCAGAGGCAGAGAGUAACAUCACCUAUUACGACCGCCUUUACAAAGGAGAGUUCCGCAUCCCCAAACAGCUCAUCCACAUCCAGCCUCUGGGUCUGGAUAACGAGCUGCCUGACUAUGAUAUGGACUCAGAGGACGAGACUUUACUGAACAGACUCAACCGCAAGAUGGAGCUCAGACCUGUGCAGUUUGAGACCAUGAUGGACCGGUUAGAGAAAGCCAGCACCAACCAGUUGGUCACUCUUCAGGAGGCCAAGCUGCUGCUAAAUGAAGAUGACUACCUGUUGAAGUCAGUGUAUGACUACUGGGUGAGGAAGAGGAAGAACUGCCGGGGCCCGUCGCUCAUCCCACAAAUCAAGCAGGAGAAGAGGGAUGGCUCCACCAAUAACGAUGCUUACGUGGCCUUCAGGCGUCGCACAGAGAAGAUGCAGACUAGGAAGAAUCGCAAGAAUGACGAGGCGUCUUAUGAAAAGAUGCUGAAGCUGAGAAGAGAGUUCAGCCGAACCAUGAGCAUCCUGGAGAUGAUCAAAAAGAGAGAGAAGAGCAAACGAGAGCUGCUGCAUCUGACGCUGGAGGUGUUUGAAAAAAGAUAUCAAAUUGGAGACUUCUCAGGAGAGAUUCUGAAUGAAGUCACUGUACCUCUGGCAGAGAAAACCAUUUACCCUGCACCCACAUCCUUACCCAUGAGCAGUCGGCACAAGGUAGAGAGCAAAAUGAAGUCACACAAAUCUGGGCCCAAACACCUCCACCCCUUCACAGUCAAGCCUGAGCCUCACUUUGACUUUGUGCGUUCUCAUAAGAAGUACAACAAGAGGCCCAAACUUGAUGCAUUUCGCCAGCCUGGUCGGCCAGAGCGACAGCAAACCAUCAUCAAGGCAGACAUUAAACAAUACGACUUCCACAGCUCUGGAGAGGAGGAUUACCCACUGUCUCCAGCAUCAGAGCCGGAUGAAGAGAACGAUCCUGAUGGAAUCUUCGCCUUCAGACGGAAAGCUGGCUGCAGUUACCACACUCCACUGGUGGAUCAGAGCUGCUCUCCUCACUGGCAGCAGGCGGAUCAGGACCGGCUGUGGCAGAGGAACUGUCUCACCGCCCUCUCUGUGCCUAAACGCUGUAUCGCAGUUGCACACAGGAGGGUGGGCAGAGGUGGCAGGGUUGUUUUGGAUCGUACCUCGUCGGAACUGGACCGUGCACUCAGGCAUCUGGACCCUGACAUGUUUUAUCCCUCCGCUGGCUCUAGUGUGCCUGACCUCCCCGUCCAUACAAACACAAACUCUCACAUCUCCAAAUCAAGCCCUGAGCGCUCACUGACUCAGCUCCUGAAUGACAUCCAGGCCUGCAGGUGGAAGUUUUUCCGCCCUCGGGCGCUACAGGACAACUCAAGGAGUGAGGACAAGAAAGGGACUCCGCAGGUCGAAAAAGGUGGAGGGACGCAUCUCUCUAACAGUGUGUCAGGUGGGUUCACAGAAGAGCAGUUUCACUCCCAUCAGCAGCAGCUGGUUCAGAUGCACAAACAGUUACAGCAGCAAGAACUCCAGCAGAACUCGACAGCACCAGAACCCCACACACACCUGCCUAACACGGCCUCAUCUGACUGCAUGUCUAAGACUCUGGACUCGGCUAGUGCACACUUUGCUGCCUCUGCUGUGGUCAACACUCCCAACAAUGAAAACAGGCCCCAGAUUGCAAGUGUCAAUGGCGUCCUUUCCAAUUCAGGAAGCUUUAGACAAGCCAAAUCGAACCGUUCUGCAGGUGGUGGAGGUGGUGGUGAGUCAGGCUCUUUAGUACGGAUGACAAGCACAUCUGGCAUUCAGCUGCCGGUCCCUCAGUCUCUGCCUCACGGCCAUGGGCACCUGAGCACCGUGAGCGCUGUGUCUCCUGCCCACACGCACCACAGUGCACGUCUGUGUGCCCCUUCACCCUCAGCCUUAAAGCUAGCCAGUGUUGCUAGUAGUCUGGACCGGGUACCCAAAGUCACCCCCACUAGUGCCAUCGACAUCGCCAGGUCUGAAACCUGACACAGCACUUAAUCACUUCCUCUUCUUUUUUGGGGCCUAUGGGAGAAUCACGAACCAGAGAGGCUCGCUCUCAACGGAUUAUCAGAGACCACAGUCGCCAUGGAGGUCACAUAGCCCAUCAGAAACACAAAAGACUUCAGUGCUGAGAUCUGUGCGCUUCUAUGCGGACUUAUACCCAAAAGCAGCAUAUCAAAAUAUUAAGAGAAAUUUGUCAAUAUUAUAAGUGUACAUUUUGUAAAAUUGGGAAUUAUCACUACCUUGUAAAAUAGUAUAUUUGUAUCAUUAGUCUGUCAUUUCUGUUACUUGAAUCCUAGAAUUCUUUUUUUUUUUUUUUUUUUUUUUUUUUUUUUCGUCAUCAUGCUUUUGCACUUGAAAAUGCAAGCAAGACAAGUGCAUCAGUUCAUGUUGGGAUCAUGAGCAUGAAUAUAGGUCCUGCGUCACUUGUUUUAACUAUUUAUUUUGCAAUGUUUACAUUUUUGUAUCUCGUACAAAUAAAUCCAAUGUUGUGACCACAAAAUGCAGACAUAGCUAUUAUACCAUGCUUUUGUGCCUUUUUUCUUUAGAGGAAAGAGAAUUUGGUUUCAUGGAUGAAGAAAUGUGCCAUUUUACAAGUGAUGUUCUUCCCACUUGAGAUGUUGACCGUAUUUCAUUGGAUUAAUUUUUUUUUUUUUUUGCCUUCCUCUUGUCUUAACAAGAAUAGCAUGUUAAUUCUGGAGGCCAAUGGCCUUCAUCAGAAUGUACUUGCGUGAAAUUCCUUGAGAAAUCUAGCUAAAGACCUUCAAUCUGGUUUACAGUUUCUGCUCCUUUGACUGAGUCAUCCGAACGCUCAUUUUUUUUUUUUUGUCUUUAGCUGUUGCUGGUUAACCAGUCUGAAGGGAGCCAUUCGGGGCUUUGACGGAUAUUGUCUUGGAAGUAAACUCAAAGUCUACAGGUCAUAAACAUUGUCAGCCAUCUUGUUUAUGAAUGCUGAAAUUUCUACAUCCUCAGUCCAGUAUCUUCAAAUAAAUUUCCACUUUUCAAA
Messenger RNA from Ctenopharyngodon idella (grass carp), 3517 nucleotides. RefSeq names its product enhancer of polycomb homolog 2 (Drosophila) (gene epc2). NCBI's taxonomy places the organism in Eukaryota, Metazoa, Chordata, Actinopteri, Cypriniformes, Xenocyprididae. Bases 253 to 2496 code for a protein of 747 amino acids. Gene Ontology annotation, biological process: regulation of transcription by RNA polymerase II. The transcript has 14 exons. Gene Ontology annotation, cellular component: piccolo histone acetyltransferase complex. The record is from RefSeq and is a predicted model, not a curated record.